CUGGUAUAUCUGGGCUGUUGUUUGAGAGUCACGUGGGUUCUGGUAAUUGCUGAAGACGUAAUACCUUUCCUGGUAGUUUCUUGUGGUUGCUUGAAGGAUACUGGUUGUGAUGAUUUUACUCUAAAGAUGUAGCUACCGUGCUAACAAAAUUCUUUUAAUGUGGAAGUGACAUUAAUGUUAAAUAUGAAGAUGAUGGCCUGGUUUUGAGAGACUGAGGUGAUGACGGGUAUUGUAGUUGUGAUUAGAGUAGGGGAAAAAGCAAUGUCAGAAUGCCAUUUGGACUGUUCAAGAAAGACAAGCCCACCACCAUGAGUGACAAAGAGCAGAAGGCCAAACUGGGCCUGAAGGUGGUGAUGGCCCAGCAGAACCCUGAGCCAGUGUAUGACCUCACUGACUGUGCCAUGGUGGAGAUGCCUCCUGACACCUUUGUCAUGUGCAAGCUGCUGCAGAAGACCACUCUUCUCGUGCAGAACAAUUUAUUAACUAAUUUUGAAAAAGGAGGUAAACUCAAUGAACUAGAAGCACUGGAAGUGUUGGAUAUUUCUCACAACAAAUUCCAUCACCUCCCUGAUUUGAUAAAUAGACUGAAGAGACUUAAAGUUCUGAAAGUGAGCCACAACAAACUGAAAACCUUACCUUCAUCUUUGAGUGAACUGUCAAAAUUGCAAGAACUUUAUCUCUCUUCAAAUAGAUUUUCCAAAGUGCCUCUAAGUAUCUGUGCCUUGCCAAAGCUAAGAGUUUUGUCCCUAAGUGGAAACAAUAUCUCUGUACUGCCAAAGGAAUUCUGUGAACUGCAGAAAAGUCUCUGCACAUUAGAAAUUGACACUGACAAGUUGGUGUCCCCACCGCCAGAGGUGGCUGCAGCUGGUGUUGAGGCUAUCAUGCGGCACCUAUGUGAGGAGCACCAGGUGGAGUACCAGGGCCUCAGCCAGGUGGAAGAGGAAGAUGUCACCUCACCACCCUCCUCUGCUAAGUCUGAUCACUCUGCUGCUGAUGAAGUAUUGUUCAGCUACAUGAAUCGCAAGGAAGAAAAGGUUAGAGCCCAGAUGGCUGUUGAAGAAGAAUGUCAAGCCAGAGAACAAGAACAGCUGGCUCAUAUGUUGCAAGAUAUGACUACAAAUAAGCAGCAACUUUUGGAAGAAAUCUUGCAGACCCCCCCUGAAGCCCUAGAUUAUGAGAAAAAAAAGCGUGAGCUAUUAAAGGAACAGUGUAAUUUGGAAGAAAACAUGCGAGCUGAACAAGCUGAGCAGCUGGAGAAAUACAUAGCUUCAUCCAGUAACAAGGAGGCCUUAAUUAAUGAUCUCUCUACUCAGCAAGCAACUCUGGACUUAGAGGUAGAAGGCUUAGUGUCAGCCAAGGAAAAAGAAAGACAGUCUUUACUGCGUGAUCUGUCAACCCUUGAAAAGGACACCACAGCUGCUGUGCAGGAACUUGUGGCAGUGGCUGCAGCACGGAAGAGUAAAGAAUUCAUCUCUCUACUCCAAGACCAGGACAAUGAAAUGCAGUCUCUUUUAUGUGGCAUUGCUGAAUCUGCAGCUGAACUUAGGCAGUCAGAAGUGGUGGAGGCCAUGAAGGAGGCACUGAUGGAGGAGGCUGCUGCUGAACAGAGGAGGCAGGCUGUUCAAGAUGAGCAGGGAGCCAGAGUGUUUGCCCUUAUGCAGGAUGCUGAUUUGGUUAAUUCUCACCUUCAUGGGGUGCUCACUACUCGCUUGGCUGAGAAGGAAGAAUGGACCUCAACCUUACUCAAGGAUGAGGAGUGUCAGGAGGCUGCCUUCAAAUUACUCCUCCUCAAUUCUGACCUCAAAAGAAACAACAUACUCAGACAGAUUGGUCAAAUUGAGUUUGAAUUGGCUCGACUCUCCUCUCUGGAGGUGCGAAAGAAAAAGCAUGGCAUCAAGUAUGGAUCAAGUACCAUGCUGGAGCAGCGUAUCACUUUGGUUGGCCUGCUGAAGUGUCUGAUGAAAGAGAAAAGUGAGAGGGAGGCCCAGCUUGCUGCCUGGCUGGCUCAGCUUCAGGAUAUGCGCUCUGGAAAUGAGGAGGAAGACGAGCAAUUCUGGCUGGUUCAGUACCAGCGGCUGUUGUCCAUGAAGCCAGUGGGACUGGCUGAGGCUGAGGCCAAGCUGGAGCCAGGAGUGCAAGCCGUGCUGAAGGCUGCCAAUGCUCUUGACUUGACACCAGUGUUUGCCCACAAUUCUAUUACAUUCUCUCGCCUGGUGGACAUGACAGAGGAAGAUGCAGCUGCCAUGGACAUUGGUCCGGCAACUUAUCGCAGUUUACAACGUGCCCUCCAGAACUAUUUAUAUGCCUCCAAAGUUGGAGACCACACACCUUCUGCACCAAGUGAAGAAGAAUAUCCUUAUGCUCCCUCUGCCCCCAACCUGGAGAGUGAUGAGGCAGCUCCAAGUGCUCCUGUUCUAGAGGGACAAGAGGGAAUGCCAACUGCUCCACCCAUAGACCAGCAGUUUGUGGAGGCAGAAUGUGUUGUGUGUAUGAAUGCCAGAUGUGAGGUUAUUUACCUACCUUGUGGCCAUGUGUGUGUGUGUUCUAAGUGCUCCUCAUCUCUAGGUAACUGUCCUCUUUGCAGGUCUCCUAUUAUAUCAAGAAUUCUGCUUACAUAUUGAGUACUUUUAAUACCAGUUCAUAGGUACCUAAAAGGUAGAAAUAUGGAAUUAUAAGACCAAGGCUAAUAAGCAAAGCUUUACUUACUAACUUUGGUGUGAUGGGAUUUAAUAAACAGGAUUGGAUGUAUCAAAUGAAUGCAUUAUGUGAUGAAGAGUGUAGCACAAAUGUUGGUGCUGGUCACAUAUUUGGCAGCAGUCCUCCAUAUUCUACCUUGUGUAUUAGGAAUGGUUAUAUUGAUAGGAAUGUGAGUACUAAAGGAAACACUCAGGUUCCAUUGUUGAGACACACUGCAUGAUAACUCGGAAAAUCUAGUGUCAUGUAUGACAUCAUGAUUCAGGUUUAUGUUGCCAAGUUAUCAUUGUAUUAGCAUUUAUUUUAGAAUUUGUCACCUACGUGAGGAGUGAUUGGACGGUAUGUGUAUAGGCCGUAUGAAGAGUUCUUUUACAAAAUUAAUAGAAUUGCUACAAACAACUUUUAUAUAUUUUCCUUGUGUGUGAGACAUGUGUUUGUUAUACUUGAUGCUGCUUUUAGUGAUUAUAUGCCUGUGUAUCUUUUUUUCUUUUUUUUUCAGAGUUUAUGUAGAAACUGAGAGUUAUAUAUUCAAUAGUUUAUGCAGUCAGAUUAUAUUUUUUGGGAGUGAUUUCAGUAGUCUUAGAUAUUGCACACUAACCCAGUCCCAGUGAGAAUUUUUAAAGACCAUGGACUACAAAACUAAAGACAAAUUAGUCAUACUACUCAUGUGGAUAUUUUCUAUGCUUUUAUGUUUUUUUUUUUUUUUUUUUUUUUUUUUUUUUUUAUUAUGGUCGAUGAGACUAUUGUUGUGAGUGCGUAUCCUUAAAUGUUCAGGUAGAUAUUUUAUUCACAGGGGUAGGUGAAAGCAUUGAUCAUAUGAAUACUCCAUACCCAUGAGUGGAAUAUGAGUCUGUCCCCCAUGGAUGAAGGGCAGCCAAUACUGGCCUUAUAAAUCAAGUGAAAUAGACCGUACAUCUGUCAGAGACCUUUUAAACCCUCCACCCUCAAAAUUGAUUGCUUUAUUAACUUUUGGAUUGCAAAGAUAUUAAGAAAUGAAUGUAUUCACAGAAAAUGAAAUAUGUAUAAUCUACUUCUAUACCAUACACAUAUCUUAUCUGUGUUUGAUAGAUGUGGUGUCCAACAGACAUCCAGAGAAAUGGAAUGAUGAUGUUGAGUAAGUGAGAAUGAGAGAAAUGAGAGGAUUAGAGCUUCCACGGGUAGGAGUAAUUGGAGAUUUCUGUCGCUGCCAUUCUCCCAGGAUGUUCAUAGAAGCAAUUGUCAUAUAUAGAUAGAUAAUUAUCAGAUCAGCAUGGUUGCCGGUACAUAAUUCUAGACCCUUGCAUGAAUACUUCUUUCGAGUUUUACAUUUCGGUACAUGGACAGAGGACAGAUGUAAAUGGGUGCAGUUUUCUGUGAUGCAUGCUGUGGUAAACUUAUGAUGUCAUCUUAAUAUUGCAUGACUAAAAUUUGCAUCAUAGCAUGGUGCCACCUGAGUGUGUUGUUAUCAAUCAAAUCAACAUUUCUUUAUAUGAUAUAAAAGUAAAUCUUUAAAAUUCUCUUCCAUAGCAGUGUAUAGUAGUGAAUGUGGAAGAUAGUUGAGAUCUCAGUUCCUGCCACCUUCAUGUGAUGUUUUACUCUGGUGCUCAUCAAUUCCUAGUACUUUGACCUUAUCCAAAGCUAUAAUGCUGAUGGAUAUCAUCUUACCUUUGAACCUUUAUGUAUUCUAUCAUGAGUACCCAUUUAUCAACUAACAGAUAAUCAUUGUAAUAGACCUGUGUUGAGUGAGGAUUUAAGUUCAGGGAUGAAUAGGUUUAUAGAUCAGUGAAAUAGAUAUGGCAUUAUCAGUUGGUUAGGUUAAAAGAUAUGGUAUGUACUUGGCUCACAGCUGAAAGGUUCUGCUUUCAGAAUGUGAAUUGGGCAGAAACUGUUUAGUAUUGUCUAAUUUUUUACUUUAGAUCCCAUAUCAAGGCAAUCUAAGCUUGUGUGGUGUUAUACCUAGCUUAAUCCCUUCUAACAGUUGGGAGAGAUCUUGUUCUUAGCAGAAUUAGGCCCAUUCACACGAUUGAGCACAGCUUGAAGGAUACUGCCUGCAACCGAGUUAAGCCUGUGGGCACAAAUACAGUGUUGUCCACAAUGUUGAUCUGCCCUAAUCAUACCCAGACAACAGCGCCAGGAUGGAUGGUUGUUAGAGUAUGAGCAAUGUCUGGUGAUUUCACAUAACUACUAAAACGGGUUUACCAAUAUUUCCGCAGGGACAAGUGGGCAGUCAGUCAACAGGUAGACUGCCCACUUGUACUCGCAGGCACAGCUUGAUUGUCUGGACGCGGCUUUAGGCUGAUGAUGGUGAUGUUGAUGAUGAUGUAUAGAUUUUUACAGAGUGCUACAGGUGUAUGCCAAAAACAUUCUUUAAAAAGGGUUAUAUUUCUUCUGUAUAGAAAGCAGAACUGACAAUCAUGGCUGUAAAAUACUGCUUUCUGUAGAAUUAGAAGCAGCGGAAGCAAAUCCACAACUUUGAAUUUGCUCCCUCCCAAACUAGACCUGAGGUAAUGGAAGAAAUAUAACCAAGAAUUAUAAUGGACUGACAUAUUUAUCAUACUUUAGCUUCUUAAUUUUCUGAUGAUUUUAAUGAGUGAUAAAAUGUCAGAGUAGAAGGUUGAAGGAAAGAUCAACAGAGUGAAGCAGCACUGACUUAAAGAACCGUAAGCAUCAGGGAGAAGUGAAGGCAUGCAUGAAACUGGAAUGGCGUGGAAUGGGAGCAAAAUUGAUGCACAUAUUUGGAAUCUUAAUCACUGUGUCACGUCUACAUUAAUUACUGGGAAAACCUAAGCAGAUGUUGAGAAUGAAUGGUAAUAAUGCACCAGGCUGACAUCCCUCAUAAAAGAAGAAAGCCAAGAAAAGACUGACAUUUACAGGAAUUUAAAUAUUUAGUAGGGGAUAUCUAGUCUCCUCAAUCCGUCCCUUACAAUACAAGCAGGGCAUCAGGUGGCAGUGGUCUCCAUCCUGCCUAUGACUAAUUAUUCUUUAAAGCUAGAAAGGAAAGAGCUCAUGAUAAGUAAACAAGCUGUCUGAGGUAACUGAGGCUCCUGUCUCCAAGAAGAUAUUGCCUGUGGUACUGUUUACCUGUCUGACACUCCUGUUAUCAGUAAUGACUGGCUUGUCAGGUGAAACACACAAGGUACCAUGCAAGUUUGUCCGCUUCUACCUAUGUGGUUUUGUCUUGAAAGGUUUAUGUUCUACAGUUGUAAAUUAGGUAAGAUUCACUGAUUUAUCAUCUCAGAUAAGAUUCACUGAUUGAUUAUCUCACCAUGUAGCAUUACCAUUUGGCUGUCAUUUGGUGUUAGCUAAUGUUUUCAACCCGUUAUUACAGCAGAAUAGGGAAAAAAAGAAACAUACUAAAUACAUACUAUAUUAUUUUGUUGUAUGUUAUGGUAUCAUAUUAUUUACUCAUUUUGAUGAUCAUAAAUAUGGAUACAUAUGGCCGUGUGAAACAUUGCUGACACUUAUUAAGACCACUCUCUGUGGAUCUCAACUGUAUAAUGAAUCGUAAGCACAAAUAGUCUCUGAUGAACUUUGACAUGGAUUGUUGGUAUGUAGUGGGCUUGCUGUGUUUACUGACUGCUUUCUUUGAAAGAGUCAAGUGGUGUUUGUGGUUUCCUGUCACUUACCUACCUCAUGCUGUACAGGAAAUGAUGCUUGGUGUCAUUGGUGAGUUUACAUACUUAACUGAUUACAUUUUCACCUCUCUGCACCUCAUGCUUGAAUGCACAUGUAUGUGAGCAGCUUACUGUUCAUACAAGGUACUUCAUAAUGGUACCUUACUCUAGUUCCCUGUCCAUGGUCUUUCAAAAUUAUCAUUUAUAUUAGGAAACUAGAAACAAGCACUUUUUACCUUCCUAUAAGCUUUCAUAUUGCUUGAUAUAAUAUAUAAAAGAGAAAUGCAAUGUUUUUAUGUUAAUGUAUAUGAAUAGGGAAGAAAUUAUGAAGAACUUAUAGGAUUGUCAGUCAGUCAUUCACUUGUUAACUCUCACCAAGAUGUCACUGAAAUCAUUAUCAGUGAACAUCAUUCCUUGCAGUCAGUCAAAAGAAAGAAAUACUGUUCUCAAUGUUUUAGUAAUCUUGUCCAGUUCUAAGCACUAUUUAGUGUUUUUAUCAUCAAUUACAUGAGCUUAAAUUGAAAGUAGAAAGCCUGUGCCAGUUUUUUUUAAGGAAGUAAAAUUUCAAAAUACAUUAUUAUCCAAUAUUUUGAAAUAUACUUACUUUAAUUUUUGCAGGCUAGUUAUUUUUCAUAAUUAUUUCAUGUGCUACUUGUUACAUGGUUGAACCAAUGAUAAUUUGUAUUUGAAAGAGGUUAUGGGUUGCCACAUCUCACUGAUUUAGACAGUUAAAACAUAUUUUGAGUUCAUGGAUAUAGAAAGGUAAUUGUAGAUUUAUUUAGUUGUCCCAAUGGUAAGAGUUAUUAAUAUUGCAGUAUAGGCACUGCAACAGACACUGCCCCCUCAGCCAGCCACUCUUCUAGGUCAGUCAUUCAGGGAGUUUGUGCUAGCAGUAGUAACUUUGAUGAGGAAUUCUUGUGAAACCCUGGUCACAGUGAUUGGCAGUUGAAGAGUUUGGCAGUGAAGAUGAAUACUAUACUGAUACACUAGUUUUUAUUGAAUGGGCCAAAUAUUGAGUGCAGCAGCAGGGAAAGGGUUGCUGCUUUGCACGGCUUGGUGGUGACAACUGUAGGUCGUGUGUUAUAAUAGUGUAAUUUUCUUAAUUUAUUUAAGAAAGUUCUUAUAUGUUGGAGUAAUUUUAUACUUUGUAUUUCAAUUUAUUGUAUAGAUUUUUAUUGUUUUCAUAUGUUUGGGAAAUGGAAGCUUUUCAAGUACUUCUUGAAAUAUUAUCUGAAAACAGUAUAAGUGCAUAACAGGUGAAUGACUAACAGUAUGCUUAUGGAUAUAGAUAUAUAUAAGUUAAAUAUGACUAGAAUUUGAUUGAACUCUGCAGCAUUUGAUUUGUCGACUUUUACUGGCUCUCAAACUCAGGAUAGAUUAAGAUGCUUUAUUUGUACCUAUUUGAAAUCAGCACAAAGGUCACAAGAUUGAAUAUUUGAAGAAUAGCUUCUGCUGUACAACAUCAGCAAGAAAAAGUAGGAAGUCCAGUGUUACACAGCUGAAGGGUUUGCAGUAAUAUUAAGAAAGGCCAUUGUGACAGUAUUUUAUAACCUACAAACAUAUGCUUGUAAAUGUGGUCAAAUUGAUGGCAACUUCCUUAUUGGCAAUGGCUAUACAUUUAAAGUGCUCGAAGAAUGGAAGUGUAGUGAUGCAAGUGAGAGAAAGGCUGUUUUGCAGAAGGUAAAUGAAUAAAUGCAAAGGAAGUGUGAUUUGCAGUAAUGUAAAUGUUAUGUAUGGAAUGGGUUCCUUGAUAGGCUGUUCUCUUUUGGUGUUUUGAGGCUCCCUAGAAGAGAGUAAUGUGUCAAAGAUGAAAAUUUUGCUUACAGCUAAAUCAUCUUAUAAAUUAUUUUUUUAAAUUGUUAUGUGGGAGACUAAUAAAGUCAUAUAUUAACCUCAACUAAGAAUAAACCCAACAAAUACUACAACAUUGUUGCUUUUACUUUGAAAUUGAUGAUUAUAUAAAACUGUUCUUAGUCAAUCUUUGUAGCACUUUACCAGUAAAAUUUAAAGCAAUGCUAAGUAGCAGUUCAUUAUUAUGCACAAAGUUUUGUUGUAAUGAAAUAUGAAGGUGCUACACAUUGGGUUGUGUUGGCUGUCCAGUGGCUGAGAAUGUUAGCGGUGUCUGUCACUGUAUUUCAGUACUUCAGCCCAUCUUGCUACAUGUUUGAAAUCAAUUUCACACUACAUACUUAAUUCUGUCAAGUUCCAAUUUAGCUCAGUUUAGAUCUAUUCAAAGUUAUGACCAGAGGGUUUUGCUACAUUAAAAACCUUCUCUAUCAUAGACAAGCUUCAUAUGACCUAUCUAGUGAGUUGGACUAUUUAGAGAUACUUAAACAGUUCUUCAUAACCUGAAACUUCAAAUUACAUGCAGUGUGUGUGUGUGUGUGUGUGUGUGUGUGUGUGUGUGUGUGUGUGUGUGUGUGUGUGUGUUAGAGGAGAGAGGGAGAAGGCAUGAUUGUGUGUGCAUGCUCAGUUACACACCUGUAUCAGGUUUGGUCUGCAAUGCUUUGCACUCACUAUCUUUAUAUUGAGAUGCAACACAACACAUGAAUGAUCCAGUAGUAUGUACCUGUAAAAUUGUUUACUUCCUGUAUCUUUUUGUCAUGUAUAUGAUUGUUUGACAAUAUUGUUUACAGAAUUAUAUUAAGAAUUUGAAAUGUUCUAGAUCUCCUGUAAAGAAAGCAUUUCAACUUUGCUUAUAUUUGUUCAUAUAAAGCUGUAUUCUUGUAAACCUAUUGAAAUACUAUCAAGGCCUUCACUUACAGUAAUACUUACUUGUCUCAGAUCCAUGCAGUUCAUAAGGGCAUGUACAGAUACUUCAUAACUUUUAAGUGUAAUAUUUACAGCAGCCUUUCCCAGCCACUCAGCUGGCAUCAUGCAGUAUAAUCUUGGCCUAUUUGGUUCACACUGCAAAAGGUGUAGUUAGUUUUAAGUACAAUGAUUUACUGCAUUGUGUGGUGUUUUUCAGGAUACAGAAAUGGUGUGUACAAGUGUAUGUGCCAAGCAUUCUGGGAACUAGUACAAGUCAUCUACUGCAACUUGUAUUUUAGUUAGGCUUAAUGAUGGUAAACACUGAAAUUUUGAAUUAAGAAGUUAAGAUCCAGCCGAGGAUUUCCAAGAUAACUACUUGGAUCCAAAAACUAGCUAGUUAUGAUCACCAGUAGUUAUUAAUGCCUUAUAUUUGUAAUUCACUUAUAUACUGAAACUAUAAUAUUUAAUGUAGGGAUCUUUGUUGUAUAAGAAACUCAAAAAAACAUUACUCAAACAGUAGUAUUUGAAGACUACCAACAAUAUCAAAUAUAUUUUGUAUUUA
This is a messenger RNA of Portunus trituberculatus (swimming crab), 9600 nucleotides long. RefSeq names its product E3 ubiquitin-protein ligase LRSAM1-like. Lineage: Eukaryota; Metazoa; Arthropoda; Malacostraca; Decapoda; Portunidae. Gene Ontology annotation, molecular function: protein binding. The coding region runs from base 270 to 2621 and encodes 783 amino acids. The record is from RefSeq and is a predicted model, not a curated record. The transcript has 3 exons.